ACGAGAAAUUGUCCAUUCCGUAUCCCACGUUAUCCGGGCCGUGUCGGAGCUCCAGGGACACGCCGAGCGUAUCUCUGCUGCGUUAGCUCCGAAAUAAACAAAAAUUAAAAUUUUAAUACAUUAGCUGUAGUAAUAGUAGGAAGAAAAUUACAAAAAAUAUACUAAAUCAAUGAGUACGUAAAAUACGAUUAAAAUCAACGAGCAGAGUGCAACGGGGAUACAAACGUUCGGCAUAAGAAAAUUAAUAUUAGACUGCAGGUGAAGAGAAUUGUCAGGGGACUAUUGAUUAAUUAUAGUUGGGAGAAAAAAAUUUUUAAUAUAUAAAUUUAUUUUACAUCAAUCUGAAACAGAUAUGUCGGUCAUAUACAAAACUUCUAUGGGUGUGAUUGGUAAAUUCGUGCCGGAGAAAUUGCAGCCUUUGUGGAAACAUCCAGCUGGUCCGCAAACGAUCUUUUUUUGGGCUCCGGUAUUCAAAUGGGGUCUUGUUAUCGCAGGUCUCAGCGAUCUCAAGAGACCAGCUAGUGAACUCUCGAUAUCACAGUCAACUGCUUUGGGAAUGACGGGAUUGGUCUGGAGUAGAUACUCCCUUGUUAUAAUCCCGAAGAACUACUCUCUCUUCAGCGUUAAUGUAUUCGUCGCUUGCACAGCGCUCUACCAAGUAUCCAGAGCAAUAAAAUACCGACGAGAUUUGGCAGCUCAAGAAGCUUUGGAGAGUAAACAACAGUAAUUAGUAAAUUCAUAGACGACGAAUAUACGAUGAAGGCAUUCCUGGCAGCAGAGAUAAUGCUCUGGGCGAUAAAAAUGGACACAGACACACGCGCGCUCAAACAUACCGACAUACGUAAACGCAGGUAACUCUAGGCAAUCGUGAUAAAUUAUUGACCUUGAACUGUGAAAAAAUUUCCAACUGUCGAUCGAAGAACGGCAAACAUAUAAGAGUUAAACACACAAAUGUACGCAUACUGCAUAGUGAAAAUAAUGUGUAUAUAAUAUAAGAUACCGAUGUGUAUCGGUGUGUUACUUGUAUUUUAUACCUAUACGGCAAUUUAGUAACUCGUUGCCGGAAGCUGGUCUUCCCGCAGGUAAGAUAUAGACAAAGGUACAUAAUAUAAUAUAAUAUAAAACAUAAAUAUAAUUAUCAUAGGAAUAAAAAUUCGAUGUGUUCAAUCCUAGAUAUAAUCUAUCGGAUAUACAUCGCAUGCAUGCUUAGGUGCGUUACCUGAAAAUUAAAAAAAUUAAAACAAUGGAACAAAAGACAAGAAGAAGUAGGAAAGAAAAUAAUAAAAUUAAAAUUGAACUGUUA
Molecule: messenger RNA, 1303 nt
Organism: Neodiprion virginianus
Lineage: Eukaryota; Metazoa; Arthropoda; Insecta; Hymenoptera; Diprionidae
Product: mitochondrial pyruvate carrier 2-like
Exons: 4
Coding region: 353-727 (124 amino acids)
Biological process (GO): pyruvate import into mitochondria
Cellular component (GO): mitochondrial inner membrane
Molecular function (GO): pyruvate transmembrane transporter activity
Source: RefSeq, a predicted model, not a curated record